CAUAUGUUUUGUCUGCCAGGGACAUGGGACUGGAUCUGUUUAGACACCAUAUAGUCCUCAACACGCUGGUCCAGACACGCACCGUGGAGGGAUUGCUUAUGUUGAUAGAGAAAGAGAGACAAGGUGACACAGUAGACAGAACUCUGCUCAAAUCUCUGCUCAGAAUGCUCUCAGACUUACAGAUCUAUCAAGACGCAUUCGAGUCCAAGUUCCUUGUGGCCACUGAAGCGCUGUAUGCGGCGGAGGGCAAGCGGCUCAUACAAGACAUGGAAGUGCCUGAGUACUUGCACCAUGUGGACAAGAGACUUAAUGAAGAGAAGGAAAGACUGUUACAUUACCUGGACACGAGCACCAAGUGGUCAUUGAUACACACGGUGGAGAAACAGCUGUUAAGUGAACACCUGACAACAGUUCUACAGAAAGGUUUAGACAAUUUGCUAGAAGAGAACAGAGUAGACGAGUUGGCUCUUCUGUAUAGCCUCUUCACAAGAGUCAAGAAAGGUCUGCAAGAGCUCUGUGCCAACUUCAACACGUAUAUCAAGAAAAAAGGGAGAACAAUCGUGAUAGACCCUGAGAAGGACAAGACGAUGGUCCAGGAACUGUUGGAUUUCAAGGACAAGAUGGACAAUGUCGUGUGUACGUGUUUCCAGAAAAACGACAAGUUCGGGAACAGCCUUAAAGAAGCCUUUGAACACUUUGUCAAUCAGAGAGCCAACAAGCCAGCAGAGCUGAUUGCCAAGUUCGUGGACUGCAAGUUGAGAGCUGGCAACAAAGAAGCCACAGAAGAGGAGCUGGAGAAACUCCUGGACAAGAUAAUGGUGUUGUUCAGAUUCAUCCACGGUAAAGACGUCUUUGAGGCCUUCUACAAAAAGGAUCUAGCGAAGAGACUGCUGGUGGGCAAGUCUGCGAGUGUAGACGCAGAAAAGUCCAUGUUGUCCAAGUUGAAGCAGGAGUGUGGUGGCGGCUUCACGUCGAAACUGGAGGGCAUGUUCAAGGACAUGGAACUCAGCAAAGACAUCAACGUUGCCUUCAAACAGUACAUGAGCAACCUGAGGAGUAGUUCUGUGAGCAACAUUGAGCUGACUGUCAGUAUCCUGACCAUGGGCUACUGGCCCACCUACCCUCUCAUGGAGGUCACCUUGCCGGCUGAGAUGGUGCAAUACCAGGAUCACUUCAACAAGUUCUACCUGGGCAAGCACAAUGGACGGAAACUACAGUGGCAGCCCACGCUGGGUCACUGUGUGCUGAGGGCAGAGUUCACGCAGGGCCGGAAGGAGCUGCAAGUCUCACUGUUCCAAGCACUCGUGUUGCUGCUCUUUAACUACUCGGACGAGACUAGCCUGGAGGAUAUCAAAGCAGGAACAAACAUCGAGGAUGGAGAGCUGAGAAGAACGUUGCAGUCACUGGCGUGUGGUAAGGCCCGAGUGCUGACCAAGAUGCCUCGAGGCCGAGAUGUGGAGGAUGGUGACAAGUUCUCCUUCAACGCUGACUUCACAAACAAACUCUUCCGCAUCAAGAUCAACCAGAUCCAGAUGAAAGAGACUACAGAGGAACAGAAAGCAACAGAAGAAAGAGUGUUCCAGGACAGACAAUACCAGAUCGAUGCUGCCAUCGUACGCAUCAUGAAAAUGAGAAAGACACUCACCCACAACCUGCUCAUCACGGAACUGUACAACCAGCUCAAGUUCCCCGUCAAGCCUGCUGACUUGAAGAAGAGGAUCGAGUCGCUGAUAGACCGGGACUACAUGGAGAGGGACAAGGACAACGCCAACCAGUACAACUACAUGGCCUAAACCUCUGCCUCAGUGUGCAGUCGGAGAUGGACUUCAACAAAUUUAGCUCAGACGGUUUUCUUUUGUAGAACGCUCCCAUUCGAGUUCACUCAGCUUUUUACAAAUCCGAUCGGUACUUUUGGCAGCGUCUGUGAGUGAUUGUGAUAUUCUGACCUAGCGGUCGACCCAAUUAAAUUUUCUCAUCAACAUUUAAAUAUUGUUUUAAAGUAAAACUUUGGAUUGUUUAACUUCUCCCAAAUAGAUAAUUUCAGUAAUCAAGGAGACUAAAUCUUGUGUAUGUAUAAAGCUACUGUUAGAGAGUAAAUGUUUAUUUCUAAUAUAAAUUAUGAUAAAAAAACUUA
This is a messenger RNA of Homalodisca vitripennis (glassy-winged sharpshooter), 2134 nucleotides long. RefSeq names its product cullin-4B-like. Gene Ontology annotation, biological process: protein ubiquitination; DNA damage response; ubiquitin-dependent protein catabolic process. The record is from RefSeq and is a predicted model, not a curated record. Gene Ontology annotation, molecular function: ubiquitin protein ligase binding. Lineage: Eukaryota; Metazoa; Arthropoda; Insecta; Hemiptera; Cicadellidae. Gene Ontology annotation, cellular component: Cul4-RING E3 ubiquitin ligase complex.